CUGCAGGGACCCUCGGUGCUACGGCAACCUGCUUGUCCUCUGCCUCUUUCUGAUCUGACAGGUCCAGAACUACUGGCACCAGAUCACCAGGACCCACUCCAGCAUGAGGAAGGUCAUCAAGGUGCCAUCGCAGAAGGGGGCAGUGCCCUCCAUGAGACAUGACACUUGUUUUGGGCUGACCCCUGAAUUCUCCUUCAGUCCUGGCCAGUUCAGGGGCCUGGAUGCCCAACAAUGGGCCCAAAAUAAGAGAGGGGAAUACUGGAGGAGCCACCAGGAUUCAUGGACCCAACAUCUGCUUUCUUGUCAGCACCCAGGUCCAGGUUUACCUUGGGAUGCCUACCCACCUUUGGAACACAUCUUUUGCACCACCUCCUUUUCAAGCACCUGUAUGCUAGCUCAGGACAGUUCUUGGGAAGCGUGGCAGGUACCCUGGUGUCGUAGUGAUGACCAGACUCACCUGAUUUGCAAGCCACUGCCCCCUGCCCUGGACACGUGCCAAGGGAUGGAGCAGCUGUUGGUCCACUCCUCAGAAGAACCGGUACCACUGGAGCAUAUUGUCGACAUGAGAUGCCACCCCACCUCCAUGGCCUCUCGCCCAAACCUCCCAUCAGCCCAGAGGUUGCAGUUCUGUUCCAGAGAGUUCCUACCUGUUCCUUCCAACCAACAAGUGGGAAUGCCCAUCUGGAAGUCCUGGCGCUGCCCACGAGAGGCCUGGGCACCAGGGAGGGAAAACCGGACACUAGGCAGAGAGGAUAGUAGAGAGACCCAGGCUCCAGGGUGGGUGAACCAGAGAGAGAGAAGAGGAGAGGAUGCUUGGGAAAUUCAGGCAUCUGGAAGGCAACUCCCAAUAAACUUUGGGAUGGAGGACAAGGCAGAGCCUAAGGUCCUGGAGUUGGGGAGACAGAGACUAGUAAUAAGUAAAGCUGUUGGAGAGAUCUUGACUCCAUGGUGGGAGAAUCAAGACCAGGUGAGAGUUGAGAAUAGAGCUGAAAGUCAGAAACUACAGAAGAGAAAUCGGAGGGAUGCUGGAGGUGAGAAUCUUCCUGAAACUCAGGUACGAAGAGGAGAGAAACAGAAACACUUAAGAUGUAAAAUUGAUGCAGAGACCCAAACGCCAAUGUGGGAGACCCAGGAUAGGAGUAGGAAUAAGGAUGCUAUAGAGACCCAGUCUUUUGAGAAGAAUAAGAAAGAAGCCAGAGGAGAGGAUGAAGGAGAGACCCAGGCCCAAGUGUUGAGGAAGCAGGGCCAGACUGGAACUGAGAAUGGUGGGGAAACCCAGCUGCCAGGGUGGGGAAAACAAGACCAGAUUAAAGGUGAUACUAGUAUAGAAAUUCAGGCAGAAAAGAGGAGAAGAAAGGGCCAGGUUGGAGGUGAGAAUGCUGUGCAAAUUCAGAUAUCUGGGAGGGAGAACUUGGGGGAAGUGAAAAAAGAGGAUGGCCUAGAGACCCAAGCCCUGGGGUGGGGAAAACAGGAAUGCGUUCAAAGUGAGAAUGUUACAGAGAUCCAGACACCAGGGUGGGAGAUGCAGGAUCAAAACGGAAAUGAGAAAGCUGGGAAGGUCCAAGCAUUUAGGGUAGAGAUCCAGAAACAACUAAGACAUGAGCUUCAAGUGGGGUGGGGAAAUCAAGGCCUGAAAACAGGUGAGGAUUCUGGGGAAAGCCAGAUAUCUAGAAGGAAGAACCUCAGGGAGAUAAGAGAGGAGGAUUGGGUGGUGAUCCAGGCACGAUUCUGGGGAGACCAGAAACUAGUAGCAAGUGAAAUUGGCAGAGAAUUCAAGAUACCAUGUUGGGGGAAUCAGGACCAGACUGGAGGUGAACAUAGAGCAGAAAUUCAGGCACUGGAGAAGAGAGACCAGAGAAAGAACGGAGAUGAAGAUGGUGCAAAUAUCCUGGCGCCCGAGGCAGAGAACCAGAGACAAUUAAGAGGUGUACCUCAUGUAGAGACCCAACUACCAGGAAGGAGGAAUCAGGAGCAGUUUGUUGAUGAGAAUAGUACAGACAUCCAGGCAACAGGGAAGAGAAACCUGAGAGGCGUUAAAGGUGAACAUGGUAAAGAGACUCAGGAACUUGGGGAAGAAAACCAGCAUCAGUUAAACAGUGAAAUUAAUGGAAGGAUUCUCAUACUGAAGUGGAAAAAUCAGGAACACAUUAGAGGCAAGGAUGGUGCAAAUGCCCAGGCAUCUGAGGCAGAGAACUGGGGAGAAUUAGCAAGUAAAACUGAUAUAGAAACUCAUUCAGCAGAAUGGAAGAAAGAGGAGCAGAUGGGAGGUGAGAAUGGUGCAGAAUUUCAAAUCCAAGAGAAGAGAAACCUGAGAGGGACCACAGGUGAUGAUGAUAAAGAGACCCAGGCUCCUGGGGGAGAUUAUCAAGGAGAGUUAAGAAGUGAAAUCGAUGGAGAGAUCCAGAUACAAGGGCAAGGCAGCCAGAAUAAGGGUGAAGAUGAGGACGCUGCAGAAAUCCAGGAUGUAGGGAGCCAGAGAAAGUGCAGAGCUGAGGAUGCUGGAAGGCUUCGAGUACUAAGGGGAAGAAACAAGGGCCAAGUCAGAGGAAAGGAUGCUGCUAAAGGCAAUCUCCGAGUUGACUGUUCUGUGGGUGAGGGGCCCCCAGCCCUCACUGGCUCUGGAUAUGGGGCCAUGGACCAGGAACAGGCUGUGGCCUCUGCUCCCUGCCCUGAGAUGAAGGCUCUCCCCCACCAGAAUGAACUCUUCCUGCUUGCCAGUGGGGAGGGAGAGCAUUUGGCCAGCCAGAGCACGGCCACUGCCAGGAAGCACAGUGUCAUUCCAGCCUCCUGGCAGGCCCAACCUAAACUCCAGAAAAGCCGACAAAGGGACAAAGGAGUGGUUCCAGGGAAGACCUCUGGCCUGACUCGACAGCUCUGCAACCCACAGUCUUUGGCUGCUGCCCUGGGCCUGCCCUCUGCCUGUCCCUCUGUCUCAUGUGGCCAAGCCCCCCAAGCUGCCACAGCUCUGGUGGAUUUUCCCACUGCCCUCACCAUCCUGCCGAAGUGGCCAGUCCUCACGAAGUGCCAGCUACUGCUCCUGGAGUCCCUUAUGCAGCGGAAGAUUGCACACCUGAAGUGGGGCCUCCCCCAGCAGAUCCUAGAAUCCUACUUGCACUUUAACUUCUUAGCACCAUGCCCACUGCCCCUUGAGGGGGUGAGGCUCCCUGGGUUACACAAAGCCUGUGAGCUGCAGGGGCAGCAGGAAAGGCAUUGUGGGGCCCAGGGCCCCAGGCCAGGCCUUAAGUCCCCAGAGAGGUCCCAGAGCGUUCGGCGCCAAGAAAGGAAAAGCUCAAAACCUCCUACGCAGGCCAGAGCUCUGGAGAAGCGAAGACCACACCAGACAGAGCCAAUGGGCAUUUCUAUCCAUCCUGAAAAGCCUAAGAGAGUCAGACCACCAGGGGGCCUCAGAGAACGACAGGAUGUCCAGAAAGAGGCUCCUCCUAGGGCCAAGCUCCCUGCUCCCAGGAACCCCAGGCCUGCAGCAGAAUCUAGUAGCUGGUGUGGCCAAGAAAGCGUCCAAGAACCCUCCAGUGAGAACAGCGGGAGCAGGAAAAUGGUCAGGCCAGGGGUCUCCCAGAUGGCAGAGAGGGCUCCCGGCACAGCGAGGAUCUCAUACUCUGGGGCAGACCACUGGAGGAAGGAGCACGCAUCUCAGGACCCCCCCAGAUUCAAAUGUCAGCAGCCCACACACAGGAGAAGAGGAAGCCUGGAGCUGGAGGAAGGCAGAGGGGCUGGGCAGCAGCCUUCCUCCUGUCCCACAGACACCUUCAGCUCCAAAAGGAGUCUGCACUCUGCUGCAGCAAGGCUGAGCAUGAGCUUUUUGAAGAGGAUUUCCUGGUCCCCACACCUGGCCAAGCCCCAGCACUUAGCCCCCAACCUGAGUGUGAGGGAUCCUGAUCCUAUCCUGCUUCCCGAAGUGGGUGACCCACAUGCAAGAGAGGACAGCAUCAGAGACUGCGCUUCUUUGAAGAGGGACCUUCAGCCACCAGGUCACUGCAGUGCUGGGGUUGCUCUUCCCAAAACAGAAGAACUUGAGGAAAUUGAGAACCCACAUGGGGCCCCAAGGAAUCCACCAGCCCCCCAAAAGUUUGGUCUUAUGAAGCAUUUGAGGGGUUUCCUGCUCCAGCAUGGCUUUAGGAAGUAGGCAGUGGAUUCAGAAUCCUCAAAACACGUCAGAGAAGGCAGGAGAGUGGUCUGCU
Molecule: messenger RNA, 4199 nt
Organism: Orcinus orca (killer whale)
Lineage: Eukaryota; Metazoa; Chordata; Mammalia; Artiodactyla; Delphinidae
Exons: 2
Coding region: 104-4144 (1346 amino acids)
Source: RefSeq, a predicted model, not a curated record